Molecule: messenger RNA, 1259 nt
Organism: Rhodofomes roseus
Lineage: Eukaryota; Fungi; Basidiomycota; Agaricomycetes; Polyporales; Fomitopsidaceae
Product: 40S ribosomal protein S16
Exons: 3
Coding region: 368-802 (144 amino acids)
Biological process (GO): translation; maturation of SSU-rRNA from tricistronic rRNA transcript (SSU-rRNA, 5.8S rRNA, LSU-rRNA)
Cellular component (GO): cytosolic small ribosomal subunit; ribosome
Molecular function (GO): RNA binding; structural constituent of ribosome
Source: RefSeq, a predicted model, not a curated record
CGGGAAGAGAGCCUACGCUGGGCGCCAAACCUGGUCUCGCCGGGCGUUCCGUGGGAAUUUGCCGGGUCGGUAGCGCGCACAGCGAGGUUACCAAAUUCCUCCACACCGUCUCGUCCAACGUCUCAAGACCUCUGGAGGGGUGAGUUAUACUACUUCGCUGGUCUGGUAUGCUGCUGGAAGGCCGGGUCGACCUCGUAUGAUGAUUUGGGUGGAGAAAAUCCGGCCAGAACAGGUGGAUUGAAACACAGGCAGUUGGAUGACAUUGGCCACCUGCGACCCGGCCUCCCUGUAGAUUUCACUUUCGGGACUUGACACUGACGCUUUAUCCCUCCAGCCAGCAAGUCGCCCAUUCACCGCUACUCUCAAAAUGGCAUCAACAACCAAGGCUGUCCAGACCUUCGGCAAAAAGAAGACUGCUACGGCGGUCGCUCACGCCAAGGAGGGUCGUGGUCUCAUCCACCUCAACGGCUCCCCCAUCACGCUCCUCCAGCCGGAGAUCCUCCGCAUGAAGGUCUACGAGCCGAUCCUUGUCGCCGGCGAGGAGGCGUUCGGCGCGAUUGACAUCCGUCUCCGUGUCAAGGGUGGUGGACACACCUCGCAAGUGUACGCUAUCCGCCAGGCCAUCGCGAAGGCGCUCGUUGCGUACUACGCGAAGUACGUCGACGCGUUCAGCGCGAUGGAGCUCAAGAAGAAGCUCGUCGCCUACGACAGGACACUCCUCAUUGCGGACCCGCGGAGAUGCGAGCCGAAGAAGUUCGGUGGUCACGGUGCCCGUGCUCGCAGGCAGAAAUCCUACCGGUGAACGGUCGCAUCGGGCUGUCGAUUUGCUUUGCAUUGUCAUGUACCUCCGUCACUCCUAUCUCUAUGCCAUGGCAAUAUGCAAACCUGUAUCACGAGUUUCAAUGGGAUCAUCAUGCUGGCAGACUGCUCCGUGUCAAGUCGGCUUCCAUUGUGGUGAUACUCAUGCGUACAAUUUUUCAACACAAUCAAGGGGUCCAAGUGGCGCGCCGAACAAUGGCUCAUAUGCACGCGAAUACGAGUAGCGGCAGCGAGAUCUCUAGCUAUGAGUUGAGAAUUGAUAUCAGUCGUUGAAUCGGCGGGGAUGGUCAUCGUAAUUUGUAUGGUCUACGUUACAGCUUGGCGAUUGACAUAGUGGAUUUGUGCUCUAGCAGAGAUCAGCGAGGCCUUCAGUACUUGUAGGCGGGACCACCUGCCGUAUCUGUGUAACUGCUGUGUAAAGAUUCAUGCACUCAGUGCGA